Molecule: messenger RNA, 1758 nt
Organism: Pseudozyma flocculosa PF-1
Lineage: Eukaryota; Fungi; Basidiomycota; Ustilaginomycetes; Ustilaginales; Ustilaginaceae
Exons: 7
Coding region: 1-1758 (585 amino acids)
Biological process (GO): proteasome-mediated ubiquitin-dependent protein catabolic process; ubiquitin recycling
Cellular component (GO): cytoplasm; nucleus
Molecular function (GO): ubiquitin binding
Source: RefSeq, a predicted model, not a curated record
AUGUCACAAUCUAGCGCAAUUGACGACGCUGCAGAGCACAACUACCGCCUGAGCCACAUUCUUCGCGGCCACACUCAGGAUGUAAAGGCAGUGACAGCCGCCUACGAUAGCCUGUCCGAGUCCGAGCUCAUUCUCUCGGCUUCUCGAGACGAGACGGCCGCCUGUUGGUCUCGCCCCCUGGCCUCUCCGGCUGCCGAUGCCUUCCUACAGGGCCCCACAUAUCGCGGACACAGAUACGCCAAUGCCGUAGCCUACAUCCAGCCCAGCGCUGCCCUUCCUCGAGGCCAGGUGCUGCUCGGCUCGCUCGACUCCCAGAUCCGCUGCUUUGAUCCGCUGCGCUCCGGCAAGCCCGUACAGGUCCUCUCGGAACACUGGGACAACAUCUCGGUCCUCGCCGUCGCACCUCCGCCAACGCCGAAUGAUCGCAACCGCGCGGCCGAGUCGAGCCCCUCGGCUGCAGCGGUGCCACCCUGCUUCAUCUCGGGAUCAUGGGACAAGAGCGCCAGGGUGUGGUCCUACUCUCCGCCGCCGCGCAGCGAUUCGCCCGCAGAAUGGCACUGUGUCCAAGUGCUCCGCUCCCACGAGCAGGCCGUCUGGGGCGUCGCCAUCGUCCAGUCGCCGUCGCCCGUCGAGCCGACAGAGGCAGCGAGCCGGAACGACGUCGAUUACGUGCAGGGCGGGCUGUACCUCACCGCAUCCGCCGAUCUCUUUGUGCGGCUCUUUGUGGGCGAUCGCCUCCACGCCGUCUAUGCCGGGCACACCGACGUGGUCCGGUCCAUUGUCCUGCUGCCCGCUGCGUCCCAGGUUGCCGAUGGUACUCAGCGAAAGACGGAGCGUGUGCAGGAGCAACAGUCGGACGGGGGGCAGCAAGCGCCACCGACCGACUUCUUUCCGGGCGAGCGCCUCUUUGCGACGGCGUCCAACGACGGGACGGUGCGCGUGUGGUCGCUCGAUUCCCGGCGCAGCCCGACGAGCGGCAACGGCGGCGAGGCGCUGCGCAAGCUCGUCGGGCACACCAGCCUCGUGUACGACCUCGCAGUCGUCCCGUCUCUGUUGUCGCCAUCGCCAUCGCCAUCGUCAUCGUCAUCGCCAUUGUCGUCGCCGCCCGCCAAUUCCACGCACCUCGUGUCUUCAGGCGAGGAUGGCACCGUUCGCGUGUGGGACUGGUCCACCGAACAGCUGACUGCGACGAUACCGCAACCCGCCAUUUCAGUCUGGUCGGUCGCGGUCUUGCCGACUUCGGGCGACAUCGUCGCCGGGCUCAGCGAUGGUACGGUGCGCGUCUAUACGGCUCGAUCGCACGGAACGGCGGGAUCGGCAAAGGCAGGCGAGCCGGGCGGCGCAGUGAGCGUGCCAGAGCAAGAGGAGCACGAUGCGCUCGUCGACGGCGUGGUCAAGCAGUUGCAAGAGCGGACGAAAUCGGCAGAACAGCAGGAAUUCGUGGGCUGCGCGGAGACGCAGACCCAAGCGCAGCCACCGCCCGGAAAGGAGCUUUUCGAGUCUCGGUGGUACGAUGCGGUGCUGCAGAUCGACGUGUCGGACGAUAGCGAGCCCUUGCCGCUUCCGAUCAACAUUGGCGACGACCGCCGUGCCGUGGCUCAACGCUUCGUCGAGCGGCACGAUCUGCCGCGCAGCUACGUCGAAGAGAUUGUCAAAUUCAUCGCUCUCGUCCUACCCGCCACGUGCCAGCGCGCGAACAAGUUGAUGCGGCAGGAACGUCUGUCACCGCCGCUGCUGCUGCAGCUGAAGAUGCGGUAA